CUACGUCACCUUCCUGUAAACGCUGCCAUUUGGGAAACUGCGUGUUUAUUGUUCAGUUGUCUAAUUUUCACAUAACAGUUCAUCAUGGCUAUGCAAGCAGCGAAACGCGCUAAUAUACGAUUACCUCCUGAGGUCAACAGAAUCCUUUACAUCAGGAACCUUCCUUACAAGAUCACAGCAGAAGAAAUGUACGACAUCUUUGGGAAAUACGGACCAAUACGUCAAAUCAGAACAGGGAACACACCCGAAUCAAGAGGAACAGCCUAUGUGGUUUAUGAAGACAUCUUCGAUGCCAAGAACGCCUGUGACCAUCUGUCAGGCUUCAACGUCUGCAACCGUUACCUGGUGGUUCUCUACUACAACGCAAACAGAGCUUUCCAGAAAAUGGACACAAAGAAGAAAGAGGAACAGCUGAAGCUCCUAAAAGAGAAAUAUGGCAUCAACACAGACCCUCCAAAGUAACCUUCUGGAAGCCCCUCUUUUCCUGUCAUGUCCACAAUUUUUCUUUUUAUCUGUACAAACCUGACAUGUUCCUUUUUGUUUCUCUGCUGAUAAUUUACUAAUUCAGUAAAUUAUCAGCAGCUGUUUUGCCUUCUAUUUUAAUUAUUUUGUUCAUAUGAGGAGUUAGGCUUUUGUUUUUUUUUAAUUUCCAAAAUCAAAUAUGUGCAUAUAUUCUGGUUAGACUUGCAGCAUUUGAGUCAGCGUCUGAGCAGGGAGCCAUUUGGCAUGCUUGUCACAAAAGAUGCCCCUUGUCGGUUUGAUUUGUGUAAUAGGACUUUAAAUUUGUGGCGCUCCUCUCAAAUUGAUUUACAAGUGGGACAAACUCUCCAUAACAAGCAAGUUUUACAAGGAUUUAUGUAGUGACUGAUCAUUGUUUUUGCACCCUUGGCAACAUUAAAAUCUGCCUGAGCAGAUUGUUAAAGUUGAUUAGUACUGAGUGUGUAAAGUAUAUUGACUCUGUAAAAUAAAUGUUUUCAAUUUCUAAAA
Scomber japonicus (chub mackerel) is the source of this 987-nucleotide messenger RNA. It is a transcript of the gene sf3b6, whose product is annotated as splicing factor 3b, subunit 6. Gene Ontology annotation, cellular component: nucleus; cytoplasm; ribonucleoprotein complex. Lineage: Eukaryota; Metazoa; Chordata; Actinopteri; Scombriformes; Scombridae. The transcript is spliced from 4 exons. The coding region runs from base 85 to 462 and encodes 125 amino acids. Gene Ontology annotation, molecular function: mRNA binding. The record is from RefSeq and is a predicted model, not a curated record.